AUGAUUGAAGCUCACGAAAUGUUUGGACUAACACUAAACAUGAUAUAUGAAAACACACCGUUUUAGUUUUACACUCAGCAAGUCAAUAUGAUAGUAAAAGACUCAAGUCAUAUUAAGAAUAAGUUAAUUAACAUGAAUAAGAACUUCAAUCGAAUGUGUGAGGUAGUCUCAGGCCUUCAUAGACUUUUGAAAGGCCUUGAAAAAGAUAGAGAAAAGGCCAGAGUAGCAUUUGAUCAUUAUAGGAUUAAGGUUAAGGAUCUUGAAAAAUCUCACAUGAAAUCCAGUGAUCCUAAGAAAUUAGACAAGUUUUCAAGAAAUAGAGGCAAAUUUGAUAUGGCGAAAUAAACCUUUAAUAGCGAGAAUGCGAAACUAGAACAGCAAAUUGAUCAAAUCAGGGAUAAGAUUGAUGUGAUUCUCAAUCAACUCAUAUUCAAAUUCUCUAAAGAUGUGGAAGCUGAAUUCUAUCACUAGAUAAAUCUCUAAUUCUCAAAGCUAAAAGAUAUGGAAGAAAAAAUGAGAGAGAUAUCACUAAAAGCAGUACAAGGAAAAUUUGGUAAUGUUGGUGGCCAAAUGGAACUAAAUAUGAAUUUUUGA
Messenger RNA from Stylonychia lemnae, 594 nucleotides. The record is from the annotation of a GenBank genome assembly. NCBI's taxonomy places the organism in Eukaryota, Ciliophora, Spirotrichea, Sporadotrichida, Oxytrichidae.